Molecule: messenger RNA, 292 nt
Organism: Schistosoma turkestanicum
Lineage: Eukaryota; Metazoa; Platyhelminthes; Trematoda; Strigeidida; Schistosomatidae
Source: the annotation of a GenBank genome assembly
AUGACUUCAAAUCUAUGCGUUUUAACACAAAAAAUUGGACGUCUUCUAUUGAUUGGUUUAAAUCGACCGGACAAAGGUAAUUUAAUCAAUCAAACAACUGCUUCAAUGUUGAAUGAUAUAUUGUACAAUCAAUUUGAUAAAGAUCAGACUAUCAUUGGUGGUGUAUUAUAUGGUGAAGGCAAAGAUUUUUGUUUAGGUUUAGAUAUGGACGAAUUCAUUAAUUAUGUAAAACAAAAUCCAACUUGUGAUAAUUUAACAUUGAAUAAACUUUAUUCUUGUUUAUCUAUAGUAC